AAAGCGGGUGGAAGAAUGGAGAGAGUUAGAAGGAUGGUUUCAGAGAGGCCGGUCGUGAUCUUCAGCAAGAGCACGUGCUGCAUGAGCCACACUGUGAUGAGGCUGCUGAGUGGGUUUGGGGUUAACCCGGCGGUGCACGAGGUGGACCAGAUCGCUCGAGGCAGGGAGAUCGAGCAGGCUCUGUCUAUGCUUGGCUUUAGCCCCACGGUUCCGGCUGUCUUCAUUGGCGGCCAACUGGUCGGUGGAACCAAUGAAAUUAUGACACUUCAUCUUAAUCGCUCCCUCAUUCCCAUGCUUACCGCUGCUGGCGCUUUGUGGGUUUGACCUUAAAUUCAGCUGACCAAUGCUUUUUAUGUUUUGUCCGAUAGUGUAAUUUAGUGGA
Messenger RNA from Cucurbita moschata (crookneck pumpkin), 382 nucleotides. Its product is annotated as monothiol glutaredoxin-S2-like. Bases 16 to 324 code for a protein of 102 amino acids. The record is from RefSeq and is a predicted model, not a curated record. NCBI's taxonomy places the organism in Eukaryota, Viridiplantae, Streptophyta, Magnoliopsida, Cucurbitales, Cucurbitaceae. The transcript has a single exon.